This is a messenger RNA of Populus euphratica (Euphrates poplar), 1787 nucleotides long. RefSeq lists its product as uncharacterized. Bases 564 to 1700 code for a protein of 378 amino acids. Gene Ontology annotation, molecular function: zinc ion binding. The transcript is spliced from 2 exons. NCBI's taxonomy places the organism in Eukaryota, Viridiplantae, Streptophyta, Magnoliopsida, Malpighiales, Salicaceae. The record is from RefSeq and is a predicted model, not a curated record.
CAUUAUACUUUUACAUUACAUCACGUCUUCCAUGCACUUUCCUUUUCCCAUCAAAACUCUUUACCUCCCACAACAAAUACACUCCCACUCCUACAGACACACAAUCUGCUGUCUAUACGGACAGCAUUAGGCGUAAGUUGAAUUUGUGAGACAACAUUGUUGUUAUAAAGAUAGAUACAUAGAUAGAUCUCUCCUUUGUAGUAUUUUAAUUAUAUAGUUGAACUUGGAAAGUAAACGUUUUUUUUUUUGGUUGACACAUGACGGCAGGUUUUAUUAGGGUUGAAGUUGUUGAAUGGAGUAGGUAACUAUCCGGGGCUUCAGUUUUCUUUACAAAGUUAUCAUCUUGCAGUUAUAUUUAGCUUGUUCAGUUCUUUGGUUGUUUUUAUUUUUUUUCCUGAAGAUCUGUUGGUUUCUUUGGAGGUUUUGGUUUUCUUUUGUUCAUCAUCUGCUACCUAUAGAGAUGAUGUUGUAUUUGUGUUGAUGCCUGAUUUUGUCUAUUUAUAAUAGCUGGUUUUUUUCGUUGGAAUUCUCUGGGAGAGGUGGAGAUUGUUUUGUUGUGAGUAAUGGAUCAAGAAACACAUGGAAACAAAGGAUUUACUAGGAAUUUGGGCCAAGUUUAUCAGGGAAGGAUAGAGAAUGUCGGUGAUUUGAGGGGAAAUAUGAGCAAUUCGGAUAGUUGGGUUGGGUCAGAGGCUAUAACUGCUGUAAAUGUAGGAGAGAAAGUAUCUACUGUGGUGGAAACUGAGGUUUUGAAUGCGAAUAUCGAGGGAUUGGGAUUAAUUGAGAGAGUGGCCAAUCAGGGAGCUAGUGAUGGGACAGGAAUUGGGGAGUUAUCGGAUGAAGGAACCUUGUCAAAUUCAGGUAAUAGGGUUAAUGAAACUGUAGUUGAGACUGUGAUUGGGAUGAAUUCAGGGGUGACUUCAAGUGUUAAUGGAGAAAAUAAGGAUUUGGGAUCACAAAAUGAGGUGUUGGGGCUCACAAGUGGGGUAAUAAAUCAGGAAAUACGUCAUGUGCUACGAGAUGGUGAGGUAUUGAAUCGAGAUGGGCAAGGAAGCAGUCGGUAUUCGAGUAGCCCAGUUAGCGAGCUUGUGCUAGAGACUGUGAUUGUGAUAGAUUCUGAAGAGAAUGUGGGUAUUAAUGGAGGAAACCAAAGAUUGGAAGCCAAGGAAAAUGAGCUGAGGGCCAGUAAGGAAACAGUGGAUGAGUCCGAGGUAGAGGUGCACCUAGGAGGGAAGUCGUCAUGCGUGGUUGAUAUGAAGUGUGGUGAUGGUGAUGGAACUGGAGGAGGCGGCUUUAAGGAUAACUGCGAUGGAGAAAAAGUUUGUAGGAUUUGUCACUUGACUUCUGAGGGGUUACUUGAAGCUACUGUCACAACUAUUACUACCACAGCCACCUCCAUGGAUCUAAUUCAGCUUGGUUGUGGAUGUAAAGAUGAUCUUGGCUUUGCACAUGUGAAUUGUGCCGAAGCUUGGUUUAAACUUAAAGGAAAUAGAAUCUGUGAAAUAUGUGGAGUGACAGCAGUGAAUAUUACAGGUAUUGGGGAUGACCGGUUUCUGGAGAGGAGGUUUAUUAGUAGCGGUGGUCAUUCAUCUGAGAGAAAUGGAGGAUGUUUGCGGGGUCAAACCUUCUGUAACUUCCUAAUGGCAUGCCUGGUAAUAGCUUUUGUGCUCCCAUGGUUUCUUAGGGUGGAUAUGCUGUAGAAUUUCUUCCAUGGCCAUUCUUAGGCCCACUCCUAUAAGUUGCACCUUGUGGAUGAUAAUGCGAUUCCUUAACCAUUCUUGUGGAGA